Molecule: messenger RNA, 1958 nt
Organism: Paramormyrops kingsleyae
Lineage: Eukaryota; Metazoa; Chordata; Actinopteri; Osteoglossiformes; Mormyridae
Gene: cfdp1
Product: craniofacial development protein 1
Cellular component (GO): Swr1 complex
Source: RefSeq, a predicted model, not a curated record
GCGUCGCGCUUUGGGGUUUUUGUUAAUAGUUUAUGCGUAUAUUUUACGAAAAAUAUGAACAUUUCAGAUUACGAUUCCGAAGAUUAUUCCUCAGGCGAGGACGCAGAUUAUAUACCCUCUGAUGAUAGCCUGAGUGAAGAUGACAUGAACGAAUGCGUGAACGAGGACGGGCUCGAUACCCAGCAAAAUGAACUGCAAUCUAAGGGAGUAAAGAAAAAAAAGAGCAAGAAAGCGGUCGGGAUGAGGAAAAGAAAGAAAGGGGUGUUAAAACUGGAAGACAACAGCAGUAAAGAAAUAAAAGAAGGAGAACCAGGAACACAGGAUGAGGAGCAAGGAGGAGAAGCAGGUGAUGAUCUGCCUGUGGGCCGGGAAGAUCAGGAGAAGAAGAGAGCUGACGAUCUGUGGGCCAGCUUCCUGAGUGACGUCGGGCCCCGGCCCAAGGCUGCCGCCCCAGAGCUCCUUCCCUCCGCUACUGACUCAAAGGCCACUUCGGAAGAGCCGAACGAGGCUGUUGAUGCACCUCUCAGGCUCCAGGGGGACGAGCAUAAGCUGGAAGAACCUGCUAAGGUCACAAUAACAAAGGUUUUCGACUUCGCAGGCGAGGAAGUUCGGGUCACUAAGGAGGUGGAUGCGAGCUCCAAGGAAGCCAAGAGCUUCCUGAAGUCCAAGGAGGUGCAGGAGGAGCCUGAGUCCUGCCCAGACAUGCCUUCUGUAACCUCACCUGGCCCUGGACCCAGCGUGAAGAGACCUGCAGGACUGGGCAACUUCCUGAACCGCAUCGGUGGGAAGAAGCAGAAGAUGAGCACGCUGGAGAAAUCCCGGCUGGACUGGGACGCCUUCAAGGACGAGGAGGGCAUCCGCGAUGAGCUGACCAUCCACAACCGGGGCAAAGACGGAUACCUGGAGAGGAAGAACUUCCUGGAGAGGGUGGACCACCGUCAGUUUGAGCUGGAGAAGAGCGUCCGGCUGAGCAAUAUGAAGCGAUGACAGGAGCUGGCGAGGCCUGACUAAUGGACACACGGGCGCACAGCGCGCGCGCACACACACACACACACACACACACACACACACACACACACACACACACACACAUGCCAGUGCAGCUGCAUCCCGGCGUCCCCUGUUUCCGCUGCCUUCUUCUCCGCGGGUUCCUUUCCACAUUCUCGCAGUCCCACACGAUGCCCCCUUUCCACACAAGCUGUCCCUGAUCCAGCUGGCAGUAUGGGGGGGGGGCGAUACCCCCGCCAUGUGCUCCUGUUCUUCAUUCUGUAGUUUCAAUAUUCUCUUUGAAAUGCUUAAUGUUUUAAUGAUUCUCUAAGCCCCUCCCACAUCACCGACUCAGUGAUUCAGGUAGCAUGUUGUCAUGUGUCAUUUUGUUCUUUUGUUUGUUUUUUUUUUUUUCUUUUAUUGUAUUUUAUACGUGAAACCUAAGUAGAUUCAGCCUCCUUUUAUAAAGGGUGAUAUUAUUUUGGCUGCAAAUCCAGGCUGAUAAAGAUACCAACCCUUGCACCCUAAACUAAGUGUGUUAUAUGUGUGGUAAAUUUAUGCCCAUCUGUUGUGCUAAUCAACAUGAGGAGUAAAACGAAUCUCUAUAAUUUUACCCCCCAGUCUGGCAGAAUUGGAGCAGAUAGUGGGGCGGGGGGGGUGAUGUACCUACAGCAUCAGUCCACCUGUCUUCCCUGUCUAAUAACAGAGUACAGUGCAUUGAAAUUACACAAGGCACUGUAGCAUCAACAGUGAAAUGACAUGUUAGUAUGGUGGCAAACUCUCUGAAACAUACUAAUUCAGGGUCUCUGAUUUCAUGUUAACAGAUGCUUGGGUCCUUCAGUAACAUGCCUGUGCAUUACGUUGAAUGAUUAAUGCUACUGUAUUUUCACUGAAAUUAUGGUGGUUGUUACAGUGAUAUGUGCAAAUGUCAUAAAUGUGUAAUGCUGAGUAAAACAGGCUGUGUGGUUUCA